AUUACGGAUAAAUGGCAUUUGUUCGACUGACUUGUAUUAAUUGGCAUUCCUGCCAAACGGCGUUCUCAUGAUCAAGUUUGUCCUCUCUUAAAGAAAUAAUCAACCUWCUAAACAUGGCGUUGAUGGAAGGAACAUUGUGGAAAUGGACAAACUAUUUAAGCGGAUGGCAGCCAAGGUAUUUUGUCCUGGAAGUUGGUGUCCUUGCAUAUUAUAAGUCACAAGAGGAAGUAGGUCGUGGYAGUAGGGGUUCAAUCAAAAUGGGCUGCUGUGAAAUAACAGUGCACCCAACUGACAAUGUCAGAAUUGAUCUUAAAAUCCCUCCUGAUCAAUAUAUAUACCUAAGAGCUGCAACAUCUGCUGAGAGACAGCAGUGGUUAGUUGCUCUUGGGACAUCUAAGGCCUGUAUAGCACAGCUACAGACAARUAAACAAGAAAUUGACUCAGGGUCAUCCAAAAUGUCUCARCUAAAAGAAAGAAUGCAGGAGCUGAGUAUGUAUAGAAGUUUAUUACUGCAACAAGUAAACACAAUCAAAUUGAUGUGUGCUGAAAAACAAAAGAGUCAGGAAUUUAAUGAAACUGCAACAAUGAUUUCAGCUACAUGUGAUGAGUUUCUUAAAAGUUURUGUGAUUGUAUGGAUUUAGCAGACUCAAACCUUGGUGCAACAUCAGAACAUAGUUCAGUGUCUUCAAAACAUGCUGCAUUUAGAAAACAAUUAUUGCAGGAAUCACACAGACCUAAUUCACCUCCUACUUCUCCAAUGUCAAGUUUUUCAAGUUCAUCUGGUUCAACAAUAAGUGGAACAGCUAGUUCAUCUACAAGUAGCACUUCAGAUGCCAGCAAAAGAGAACCUCUCUCAGCAGAAGCCAGCACUACAACAGCAGUUCAACCAAAUAACUUAUCAAGAACACUAUCAAACAGCAAUUCUGAAUCYAUAGGAUCUAAUAGUUCAUUCCAAAGACAAGUGACAGCAGAACCKCCUUCCCAGUAUAAAGGUCCUAAGACAUUCUUUUCUAUGGCAACUCAUAAGUUUGAAGAUGUUUGUGUCACAGAAAAUGGUGGGAUUCCUACAAAGUCAUUUUUAUCUUCAUGYUCAAGUAUUUUACCCUUUUUUGAUGUAUUAGGCUCUACAGCAUUUGCUCCUGUUAAAAUAGAUAUUGGUGGGAAUAUAAAGAAACUAACGACUAAAUAUGAUACCGAACCAAAGGCAUUUUACACUCUACAAAAUAUGAUUUACCAAGAAAUAAAAAGUAAUAGUUGUACGGCAAAAAACUCGGCCACAGAUGCAUUGCUGUGGUUAAAAAGAGCUCUCGAAUUUAUGAUGAUUUUUCUGGAUGAAGUUGUUAAAGGUAGCAAAGAUUUAGCGAUUGCUGCUGGUGUCGCAUAUGAAAAGUCUUUACGAAAAUACCAUGGCUGGGUUGUCCGAGGUGUUUUUGCACUAGCUGUCAAAGCUGUACCAUACCGAGAAGACUUUCUUAUGGCCCUUGGUACCGUCGAACAAACAUGCGCCUCACCGCAAGACGUKCUUGCUCACAUGAAAACAACAGUUGAUUCACUGAGAAAUUUAAUUCAGAUAUUAAACAAAUUUUAUAAAGAGCAUAGUUUAGAUGCUGACUAUACUGUUUAGACAAGAGUCUUUUACUAGUCAGAGAUUUAAGCAAACGAUGAUGGUUAUACAUAUUUUAGAGAGAAAAUAAUUGUAAAAUAGAAAUAUAAAUAAAGAGGAUGUAUUUUGUA
Messenger RNA from Exaiptasia diaphana, 1735 nucleotides. RefSeq names its product pleckstrin homology domain-containing family A member 8. The transcript has 15 exons. Gene Ontology annotation, biological process: intermembrane lipid transfer; ceramide transport. Gene Ontology annotation, cellular component: membrane; cytosol; cytoplasm. NCBI's taxonomy places the organism in Eukaryota, Metazoa, Cnidaria, Anthozoa, Actiniaria, Aiptasiidae. Gene Ontology annotation, molecular function: ceramide 1-phosphate transfer activity; ceramide 1-phosphate binding. The record is from RefSeq and is a predicted model, not a curated record. The coding region runs from base 114 to 1625 and encodes 503 amino acids.